This is a messenger RNA of Aspergillus niger, 300 nucleotides long. RefSeq lists its product as uncharacterized. The record is from RefSeq and is a predicted model, not a curated record. The coding region runs from base 1 to 300 and encodes 99 amino acids. NCBI's taxonomy places the organism in Eukaryota, Fungi, Ascomycota, Eurotiomycetes, Eurotiales, Aspergillaceae. The transcript has 3 exons.
AUGAGAAACAAGCAGGACGCUUCACGAACUGGUGUUGGAGGGUAUCGCAGACUGGAGAUUGAAGGCGAUCAUAUACGUGUGUCGGGUGAUAAUGACAUGCACAUUGUCCCUUGUAUUGUUGAUCAGUGGAUGUUGCUUGACUCUCUGUUGGUGAGUGGCUUUAGCCCAACAGGAGCCCUCCCACGUUUUGAUGUCGAUCAUUUCGCUCUGCUGCUCAGUAACAGUAGUAGUAUCCUGACCGCCUGUAUGGUUUGCACCUUGGGGAUGGCACCUUCAUUGGUGGUUUGGGUGAGCGGCUAA